ACUCGCUCGCUCCCCCCACCAGCGGAAGCGCCCGCGGAGCACAAUGCAGCACUGAGGCAGCGCCGCGGUGGAGGCUGCAGCUCCUUGGCAGCUGCAGCAUCGGCCCGGGCUGGGAGGGGGCGGCUGAGGGGAGCCGGAGGGCUCUGAGCUAGAGAGCCGGACCCGGCAGCCCCGGCAUGAGAAGCUGAGCGUCUCGGGCGCGGUAGGCUGACAGCAGCACCAUGCAGGCGGCAGCGACUGCGUCCGUGCCCUUCUUGCUGCUCUGCGCCCUGGGGACCUGUCCCCCGGCGCUCUGCGGCCGGGCAGGAGACGCCUCUUUGACGGAGCUGGAAAGGAGGAACGAAAACCGCUUCCUGGAGCGCCAGAGCAUCGUGCCUCUGCGCCUCAUCUACCGCUCGGGAGGCGAAGACGAAACUCAGCAUGACGAGCUCAACACUCGGGUGCGGGGCGACCUCGGCGGCCAGCAGUUGACUCAUGUUGACCAGGCAAGCUUCCAGGUUGAUGCCUUUGGGACGUCAUUCAUUCUUGAUGUCACGUUAAACCAUGAUUUGUUGUCCUCGGAUUACAUAGAGAGGCACAUCGAACAUGGAGGCAAGACUGUGCAAAGCAAAGGAGGAGAGCACUGUUACUACCAGGGCCAGAUCCGAGGAAAUCCUGUCUCAUUUGUUGCAUUGUCAACAUGUCAUGGACUUCAUGGAAUGUUCUAUGAUGGGAACCACACAUAUCUCAUUGAGCCAGAAGAAAAUGAGACGGCCCAGGAGGAUUUCCAUUUUCAUUCAGUUUACAAAUCCAGACUCUUUGAAUUUCCUAUGGAUGAUCUUCCAUCUGAAUUCCAACAAGUAAACAUCACUCCACCAAAAUUUAUUUUGAAACCAAGACCAAAAAGGAUUAAACGGCAGCUUCGAUAUCCUCGUAACGUAGAAGAGGAAACCAAAUACAUCGAACUGAUGAUUGUGAAUGAUCACCUCAUGUUUAAAAAGCACCGCCUUUCUGUUGUGCAUACCAACACCUAUGCCAAAUCUGUGGUGAACAUGGCAGAUAUAAUAUAUAAAGACCAACUUAAGACAAGGAUAGUAUUGGUUGCCAUGGAAACCUGGGCGGCUGACAACAAGUUUGCCAUAUCUGAAAAUCCAUUGAUCACCCUACGUGAGUUUAUGAAAUACAGAAGGGAUUUUAUCAAAGAGAAAAGUGAUGCAGUUCACCUUUUUUCGGGAAGUCAAUUUGAGAGUAGCCGGAGCGGGGCUGCUUAUAUUGGUGGGAUUUGCUCGUUGCUGAAAGGAGGAGGCGUGAAUGAAUUUGGGAAAACUGAUUUAAUGGCAGUUACACUUGCCCAAUCAUUAGCCCAUAAUAUUGGUAUUAUCUCAGACAAAAGAAAAUUAGCAAGUGGUGAGUGCAAAUGUGAGGACACAUGGUCUGGAUGCAUAAUGGGAGACACUGGCUAUUAUCUUCCUAAAAAGUUCACCCAGUGUAACAUUGAAGAGUAUCAUGACUUCCUGAACAGUGGGGGUGGCGCCUGCCUGUUCAACAAGCCUUCCAAGCUGCUCGACCCUCCUGAGUGUGGCAAUGGCUUCAUUGAAACUGGAGAAGAGUGUGACUGUGGAACCCCUACAGAAUGUGUCCUUGAAGGAGCAGAGUGUUGUAAGAAAUGCACCUUGACUCAGGACUCUCAAUGCAGUGAUGGUCUCUGUUGUAAAAAGUGCAAGUUUCAGCCUAUGGGGACUGUGUGCCGAGAAGCAGUGAACGAUUGUGAUAUUUCUGAAACAUGCUCAGGAAAUUCAAGCCAGUGUGCCCCUAAUAUUCAUAAGAUGGAUGGAUAUUCAUGUGAUGGUACUCAGGGAAUUUGCUUUGGAGGAAGAUGUAAAACCAGGGAUAGACAAUGCAAAUAUAUCUGGGGACAAAAGGUGACAGCAUCAGACAAAUACUGCUAUGAGAAACUGAACAUCGAGGGGACUGAGAAGGGAAACUGUGGGAAAGACAAAGACACAUGGAUACAGUGCAACAAAAGGGAUGUGCUUUGUGGUUACCUUUUGUGUACCAACAUUGGCAAUAUCCCAAGGCUUGGAGAACUCGAUGGUGAAAUCACAUCCACUUUGGUUGUGCAACAGGGAAGAACAUUAAACUGCAGUGGUGGGCAUGUUAAGCUUGAAGAAGAUGUAGAUCUUGGCUAUGUGGAGGAUGGGACACCCUGUGGUCCUCAAAUGAUGUGCUUGGAACACAGGUGUCUUCCUGUGGCUUCCUUCAACUUUAGUACUUGCUUAAGUGGUAAAGAAGGCACUGUUUGUUCAGGAAAUGGAGUGUGCAGUAACGACCUGAAGUGUGUCUGUGAUACGCUCUGGACAGGUGCAGACUGCAGCACUUUGUUACUUCACAAUGAAGGUCCAAAGACUAGCAACGGUGUUGCUGGCAUCAAUAUCAUAAUAGGCAUAAUUGCUGGCACCAUUUUAAUGCUGGCCCUCAUAUUAGGAAUAACUGCCUGGGGUUAUAAAAACUAUCGAGAACAGAGACAGUUACCCCAGGGAGAUUAUGUAAAAAAGCCUGGAGAUGGUGACUCUUUUUAUAGCGACAUUCCUCCUGGAGUCAGCACAAACUCAGCAUCUAGUUCUAAGAAGAGGUCUGCUUUUCUGUCGCAUUUUCAGAUUUCUACCUGUUCCAUCACACAUUAUUCCAUUAGUCAGAACAUUUCAUUAUUUUGCAGCAGGUCAAAUGGGCUCUCUCAUUCUUGGAGUGAAAGGAUUCCAGACACAAAACAUAUUUCAGAUAUCUGUGAAAAUGGGCGACCUCGAAGUAACUCUUGGCAAGGUAAUGUGGGUGACAACAGAAAGAAAAUCAGAGGCAAAAGAUUUAGACCUCGAUCUAAUUCAACUGAGUAUUUAAAUCCAUGGUUCAAAAGAGACUAUAAUGUAGCUAAGUGGGUAGAAGAUGUGAAUAAAAACACUGAAGGACCGUACUUUAGAACUUUAUCUCCUGCCAAGUCUCCUUCUUCAUCAACUGGGUCCAUUGCAUCUAGCAGAAAGUACCCUUAUCCAAUGCCUCCACUUCCGGAUGAGGAGAAGAAAGUGAAUCGACAAAGUGCCAGGCUAUGGGAAACAUCCAUUUGAGAUCAACUGUUUACAUGUGACACAUCAAAACUGUUUACUUCAACUUUUAUAGAAGCCCAGCCUCACGGAAUCACUGCAAAUCUAUCUGCUCUUCAGAGGACACCAAUACCCUCUGAGAUGCCACAGAGGAGAGGAAGCUGUUUCACAUCUGGAUACCAUUUUCUUUUUGUCAUUGGCUUAGGAUUUAACUGAACCAUGAAAAGAACUACUGACAUGUCACAUUAUAACACAGAACAAUAAGGGUACUGGUAUGUUAAUGGAUAAUCCGCAUGACAGAUAUAUGUAGAAAUAUCAAUAAAAUUAACUCACAUGAC
Marmota flaviventris (yellow-bellied marmot) is the source of this 3412-nucleotide messenger RNA. It is a transcript of the gene Adam22, whose product is annotated as ADAM metallopeptidase domain 22. Gene Ontology annotation, biological process: proteolysis. Gene Ontology annotation, molecular function: metalloendopeptidase activity. NCBI's taxonomy places the organism in Eukaryota, Metazoa, Chordata, Mammalia, Rodentia, Sciuridae. Gene Ontology annotation, cellular component: postsynaptic density membrane. The record is from RefSeq and is a predicted model, not a curated record.